CCCAGACUCCAGGACCAGGACUUCUGGGCCAGCCUCCAUGGCCAAGUGCCGGGCUUGCUGGACUGGGACAUGGCCAAUGAGUGUUUUUUGUCCUUCACCACGUCGCACCUGCCCAAGUACUUACAGGAACUUGCGAAAUACAGACUCCAGAUAGUUAAUCCACCAACACUGCCUUUGGAAAAAAUACGCUACCCUGAUAAAGAUGGUCCAGACAUUAAGCCCAAUCUGUGGAUGUGGGUGGACCCAAACAUUGUGUAUCCUCCCGGCAAGCUGGAGGUCAGGAGACCUAAAAGGGUCUUGAAGGAGGAAGAAGCCAGCUGCUCCGAGGCUUCAGGGGCACCGCUGCAGUUGCCGUCUGCCAGCCAUCCAUCCCCUCCUCACAAGCGGAAGAAGAAGCAGAAGCACAUUGCCUCUUCUAGCGCCUGGGAGGAGCUUACAGAAGAGGAGGAGGCCAAGGACCAGGAUGACAGCUCCUCUGUGGCUCUCCCAUCCCUUCCCACAAGGGGCCCCCUCCAGAGUCGCAGGAGGCUUGGACAAGCUAUCAGCCCAGAGGGGAGGCUCUGGUUCCGUCCCCCUCUCAAUUACUUCCAUCUAAUUGCCCUGGCACUCAGAAACAGCGCCCCCUGUGGCAUCAACGUACAGCAGAUCUACAGCUUCAUUCGAAAGCACUUCCCCUUUUUCCGGACAGCUCCAGAAGGCUGGAAGAACACAAUCCGUCACAAUCUCUGUUUCCGAGACAGCUUUGAGAAGGUACCGGUCAGUAUGCAGUGUGAGGUCCACACACGGCCUCGAUCCUGCCUCUGGAAAUUGACUGAGGAGGGACACCGCCGCUUUGCGGAGGAGACACGAACCUUGGCUUCCACACGGCUGGAAAAUAUCCAACAGUGCAUGAGCCAGCCAGAUGUGAUGCCCUUCCUCUUUGACCUCAAAGAAGAAUCAGCCAUGCCCUAUUAA
Microtus ochrogaster (prairie vole) is the source of this 954-nucleotide messenger RNA. It is a transcript of the gene Foxr1, whose product is annotated as forkhead box R1. The record is from RefSeq and is a predicted model, not a curated record. Bases 70 to 954 code for a protein of 294 amino acids. Gene Ontology annotation, cellular component: nucleus. Gene Ontology annotation, molecular function: sequence-specific double-stranded DNA binding; DNA-binding transcription factor activity. Lineage: Eukaryota; Metazoa; Chordata; Mammalia; Rodentia; Cricetidae. Gene Ontology annotation, biological process: regulation of DNA-templated transcription. The transcript has 6 exons.